Molecule: messenger RNA, 2310 nt
Organism: Coregonus clupeaformis (lake whitefish)
Lineage: Eukaryota; Metazoa; Chordata; Actinopteri; Salmoniformes; Salmonidae
Product: cysteine-rich hydrophobic domain-containing protein 1
Exons: 6
Coding region: 68-589 (173 amino acids)
Source: RefSeq, a predicted model, not a curated record
UUACCUAGAUUUUUUUCCCGAGUUCCCAGUUGUCUUGAAAGCACCAUGAACAUAGCUUGUUGAUGUCAUGAGCCUCUUACAACCGAACAUGGCGGACUUUGAUACGAUCUAUGAGUUAGACGAGGAAGAUGAACGUGUAGUGAGUGAAGAACACCUUGUAAGAUAUUGCCCAGAACCUGUGAUUAUGCGAGGGGCCGGGCACAUCACUGUGUUUGGAUUGAGCAACAAAUUUGACACCGAGUUUCCCUCAGUUCUCACGGGAAAGGUGGCUCCAGAGGAGUUUAAAACCAGCAUCAGCAGAGUGAACGCUUGCUUGAAGAAGACGUUGCCUGUCAAUGUGAAGUGGCUUCUUUGCGGCUGCCUGUGCUGUUGCUGUACGGUGGGCUUCAGUCUGUGGCCCGUUAUAUGCCUCAACAAGAGAGCGAGAAUAUCUAUUCAGAAGUUGUUAGAAUGGGAAAACAACCAAUUAUAUCACAAGCUGGGCCUGCACUGGAAACUCAGCAAAAGGAAAUGUGAAAGUAGCAAUAUGAUGGAAUACGUAAUUCUUAUAGAAUUCUUACCCAAAUAUCCUAUAUUCCGACCGGACUGAGCUGAGGAGGCUGUUGGGAGACCUGCAGUGUGGCCCUUGACUCCUAUCCUUAGUGCCUUGUAUAAAUGUUGGAAUGAGGGUCUGCACCGGUGUCUCGAGAUGUCCCUUACAUCUCCCACUACCUUGUACAUUAGAAAUUGCAACACUGUCACUUUGCUUUAGAGCAGAUUUUGCACAUUUCCUGACGAAGUAAAAAAAAUGCUCCCUUUGUUGCACACUAAUACUUUGUUUUUGUUACGUAUAUGACAACUAGUGAUUGAAAAAAUAACACUGUUGAAAAGUGCAUUUAGCCCUAAGAGCCAUCAUCAAUUGAGCCCAUUAUAGCUUUGGAAAAAAAUGUGACAGCUCCUAGAGCAGGGGUGUCAAACAUACGACCCGCGGGCCGGAGCCCAUUCAAUCCGGCCCGCGGGUGGUAAAAAAAAAUACAUUGUUGGAAUUAUCAUUUUUGGGACAUUUGAAAUGAGGAAAAACAAAUCGAAACUGUAGAAAUGAUAAUGGACCUACAUUUAUAGUCUCUUCACUCUGUCCAGCUUUCUAACAGUCAUCGAAACGAAAGCUAGACAGUCAGAGAGCAUUGAAACUAUUUUUUGCAGAUUUUGACGGCAAGAAAAUAUAAUACAUUUUAAGUGCGACCAUCCCGACCUCGGUGAAGAGCGAAUGCGGCCCGCAAACCAUUUUAUAUAUAAGACAGGAGGAGACAAGCAUUUUGUAGCUCAGGAAGUUCAAAUGCUGGUUAUUGGAGUUACUUUCCUCAAAUCAAUUUGUCUUUGUAACAAAAAGUAGAUGGGAUGCUUGAAUUUGCCAAACAUACGAUCUAAGUCAGCAUCAUGUUUUUUUUAUUCAUUUCGGAAAUGACCCUCUGUACAGGGGAACUUAAAAAACCGAACCUGUAAAUAUGUUAUAAUAAACUGUAGGCCUACAGUGGUAUGCUGUUGUUUACAUUGUUGAUUAGAUCUUUGAUUUGUUUUGCCAAGAUAAUGCUGCACCAUAGUUUUGUUUAUGAAAGAUGUCUCUUUCCAGUUUAUAUGGACCUGUUUACCUAGUAAGCCAUAUAAUUUACAAUGUAUGUGAUGCCAGAGUUAGGAUUGAAAAUUGCACUUGAGCUCAUCAAUGUCAGGAUUUCAGAGGAUGGUCAAACUGAGGUUUUUAAUAAUUUUACAAUGACACUAGUGAUGCAUGUUAUUUGUGUGAUUUUGCCAACUAAGAAGGAGAAGUAAAAAACAAAAACAAAAGUGUCAUCCAUUUCAACGUGAGAUGGCUACUUGUCUUUAUGAUGUACUGUUGGAAACAGACUCCAACUUGGCACCUCCAUGUCUCUUGUUUUUUGUCAAACUUUUUAUUGCAACUUUGUCUUUGUGUUCAUUUUCUAGUUUUGUAUUUUCCUAUACGAUGUUUUGUCUUUGUGUUAGUUGUUAAAAACCACGUACAGCCUACAGUACAUGACAUAUUGAGAUAAAUGUUUCCUUUGUUAUUCAUUUUGUCCAGAGUUAGUUGUCUCCUUCACUUGUAGCUGAGAGUUUUGCUGCAUUAUAGUGCCUCUGGAAUGGUAGAUGAACUGCAGUCAGAGAAGGGGUGUGGUUGUGAAGACUGACAUCUGCUCACUCGAAUUGUGGAGAGCCCUGACCCUCCUCCCAGUAUUGGCCCUGUUACAGAGUACUUGUAAAUGUUUGUCAUGACAACUCAAUCCCUAUGGAAAGCUCAAAUAAAUGGUUGAUUUAGAA